This is a messenger RNA of Talpa occidentalis (Iberian mole), 2620 nucleotides long. It is a transcript of the gene ICAM2, whose product is annotated as intercellular adhesion molecule 2. The coding region runs from base 667 to 1872 and encodes 401 amino acids. The record is from RefSeq and is a predicted model, not a curated record. The transcript is spliced from 6 exons. Gene Ontology annotation, cellular component: membrane. Gene Ontology annotation, molecular function: integrin binding. NCBI's taxonomy places the organism in Eukaryota, Metazoa, Chordata, Mammalia, Eulipotyphla, Talpidae. Gene Ontology annotation, biological process: cell-cell adhesion.
UUGCUUCUGGAGAGUCUAUGGCAGAAGACGGGAACAGAGCAUUUCUAGAAAUGCAUCCAUCCCCACUCCCAACCCCCAUGCCCAGUUCACCCUGGAGAUCUCAGAGGAGACACCAUGAGGGGGUCUGGGAUAUGGAGGCUGGCGCUCAUCAUCCCUAGAGUCUGGGCUGCUGGGGCUUGCUGUGGGGUGCAUUUCCCGAGGCCCUGGGCCUCCAGGAGCCCCUGGAUCAGCUGAGUCAGGGCCGGCCGAGGUGAAGUGGUGGCACAAGCAGACCCGUGCUGGAGUACUUCCAAGCCCUGGCCAGGCUUCCUGAGAACAGAUCUGAUUCACUGUGGAGACUGAAUGUCCCUGACUUCUGAUGGCCCCUUUCAAGAAAGGACCCCAAAGAUGUGGCCUGCGGGGUCUGGGGCUUGUCAGCACCACCCUCCUCCGUACACACACACACACACACACACAAACACAUACACACAUGUCCCUCCCACAUGUGUGGGCUUGCUCCCACGUGCGCAUGCUGCGCAUGCCCCCUGCGACCAGGCUGUAGGACCAGGCUGUGCCUGGGCUUAUCAGCUACUUCCCGGCUUCCUCUGCCUGGAUUCUUGCAAGCCCGGAGCCCUGGGAUCCUGCCUUCCACGUGGCUUCCAAAGACCACUCAGAUAAUGAGAGGAAAUGCAUGAGGCUGCCCUCAGCGCUCCUUGCCAGCUGUGGCUGCCCCUCGAGAUGUGCCCUUGGAGCUGCUGGAGCCUGCCCGUGACGCUUCUCGCCCUGGUCUGGGGCCCAGGGUCUGCUGAGGAGGCGUUUGAGGUCCGUAUGUGGCCAGAGCGGCUGGCCUUGGAGGCCGGAGGGUCCGUGGUGAUCAACUGCAGCACCAGCUGUGUCCAGCCUGAGGGCGGAGGCCUGGAGACCACCCUAGCCAAGGAGUUGCUGGACCAGCAGCCUCAGUGGGUGCGGUACUCGGUGUCCAACGCCUCUGAGGACACGGACGUCCUCUGCUACUUCACCUGCGACGGGAAGCAGCUUUCGAAGUCAGCCGGUGUCCGUGUGUUCUACCCCCCCAAGCAAGUGCUGCUGACGUUGCCGCCCACCCGAGUGGCCGUGGGCAGAUCCUUCACCAUUGAGUGCAGGGUGCCAGAGGUGGCACCCCUCAAGAGCCUCACCCUCACCCUGUUCCGUGGUGAGAAUCUCCUGCACAGCCAGACCUUCGGGGAAGAAACAACAGACCCCCAGGAGGCCGUGGUCACACAUAACUCCACGGCUCCCAAGCAAGGAGGCUCCCACAACUUCUCCUGCCGGGCGGAGCUGGACCUGCAGUCCCUGGGUGGGGGCCUCCCGCGCAGUGUCUGGGCGUCUCAGGUGCUUGAGGUCUAUGACCCCCUCAAGCUAGUGCUGCUGACGUUGCAGCCCACCCGGGUGGCCGUGGGCAGCUCCUUCACCGCUGAGUGCAGGGUGCAGGCGGUGGCACCCCUCAAGAGCCUCACCCUCACCCUGUUCCAUGGUGAGAAGCCCCUGCACAACCAGACCUUUGAGGAAGAAUCAACAGACCCCCAGGAGGCCGUGGUCACACACAACUCCACGGCUCCCGAGCAAGCAGGCUCCCACACCUUCUCCUGCCGGGCGGAGCUGGACGUGCUGUCCCCAGGCUGGGGCCUCCCGCACAGCGGCUGGGCGUCCCAGGAGCUUGAGGUCUAUGAGCCCCCACAGGACAACCUGCUGGUCGUCAUCAUCGUGGUGUCCUUGCUGCUCAUCUUGUUUGUGACAGCCGUCGUGCUGUGCUUUGUCUGUGGCCAGCAGUGGCGCCAGAGCCGGACAGGCAACUACUGGGUGCAAGAUGCCUGGAGGAACCUGCGGGGGUCCCACCAGGCACGUCCUGUGUGAGCGCAGCGCCCACGGAACUGGACCGUGGCUCCUGGGCUGUGGUCCAGCUCCGGCUGAAGGAUGGCGACAAGCAGCAGAGGACUCUGGGGACUCACUUUCUAGCUCAAAUACAAACCCCUGGACUUAGCCCCGAGCCGCACUGUCCUCCUGAGGCAACACUCACGGGCCAGGAAGGGGACCUGCUGGGCCUGGACUUCUCUCCCUCCCCCCCUCCCAGGGCCCAGGCCCUGGGGUACCCCGAUGCUGAGCAGCUGGGGAACCAGACCCCGCCUUUGUGGGGCCCUGAGUGCCUAAUCCCUCCUGGAGGAAGGAGGGGGACACGCCCCGGCUUGGCAGGGCAGAGAGACCCUGUUCCCACAUCACCCUUCCGGGACUUCAGCCCCACCUGGUCUGAGCAGGACACAGCCCUGACUUCUCCUUUCUGCCAAUGGAGUCAGCUUCCUGGGUUGAGGGGCCUGAGGGACCCGGCUCAGCUCCAGGACCCUCCCAGCCAGGCCUCUCCAUCACUCUGGGCCUUCAGAGCAAACGGAGGCCCAACGGAGACCCCACAGCCCUGGCCAUGCCAGAGACAGGGGAGAGAGGGGCGGGGAGGGUGGCCCUGGUGCCCAGGCCUCCCCCUGCCCAGGCAGGAAACAGUGGGCAGAGCGGGCGCUCACGGGCCUCGGGCCUGGGCGGUGCUCUGCGGGCUCCUGCUCCAGAGCAGAGCAGGCCAGUGCGAGGGGCUCAUUCACUGGGGCUGGGGAGUGGG